Dentiscutata heterogama is the source of this 703-nucleotide messenger RNA. The record is from the annotation of a GenBank genome assembly. Lineage: Eukaryota; Fungi; Glomeromycota; Glomeromycetes; Diversisporales; Gigasporaceae.
GGAUAAGCCAAGAUUUUUGGAAGUGUACUGUUGCUGAGAUAGGCAAGACUAGGUGGAGAGGCAAUAUCGCCUGUAACACAGUUGAAAGGUGCAAACAGUUCGAAGUAUUUCUUAGUAGAGAUGAACAAGGGUGGCAAAUAAAGGGCAGAGGCCCUAUGAUAGAGGAUCUAAUACCACCCAAAGUAUUCGAAAAGAGUGAAAAUUCUCACAUCAAUUUAGAAAUUUUUUUCUUAGGGCAAAUAAUUGAUUAUGAAGGCAACACACUAUUAAUGUGGCAACAGCUCAGAGCUCUAAGGGGUAAAGGUAUGACUGGAAUGAAAGCAUGGUGGUUUAGCGAAGUAGAAAAGAAGGUUUUGGUUACAGCUAAGAGAAGAAUACUAAAAAGGGAAUAUCAGCUAGGCCGCGAAAAUCCAAGUCAUGUUUUAGAUGCUAAUGGUGAAGAUACAUACUUCGAACACUGGCUAACGGAGCCCGGUCACAAUACAGAGUUACUGCAUCGAUGUACUGGAUGUAGUAUAAAUAUAGCAAAUGAAGCAAACCAAUGUAAAGAGAAUAAAUGGUCUAUGCUAAUCCCUGCAUUCUGGUUUUUUGCACCUACUGUUCUUGAGCAAGGUAUAGAAGAGAGUUUUGUAGAGCUUCAGCCAAUCGAAAAUGUAGACAUCACCUUUAUUAAAAGUCAGCACUUUAAACCAAAAGUUGAGAA